AUUUAGUCACACACCUUCAACAUGUCUGCGCCCUUGUAAAUCGACGAUAUUUCUAUAUUCAUAAAAAUGAGUUCGUCAAAAACAGCAACGUUUAUCCUACGGAAUAACCGUAUCAAGAAUAUGAGAUUUCCAAGAACAAAAAAAGCAGCCUACAGUUACCUGUGGGAUGAGAAUGCAGAAAAAAUUCUUCCUGAACACUUCAAGAGGAGAUGUCUGGAGUUCAUGAAUAAAGAACCAAUCCCAGUUCACUAUGUACCAUCUACUGGGACUUUUGGCAUUCAUAAACUAACCAAAUUACCAAAUAAAAUCCAGAAUGUUCCCAUCCCUGCACUGUAUCCCCAGGAAGCCAAUGAUGAACUGUGGGGUGGGGAAGGAAUUGUCAUGGGCUACAAGAUGGACAAGGCUCAUCUCAGACAGAAAAACAGAUUACCUAAGCUUUGGAAACCAUUCGUUUGUAAGAGAGCAGUGUAUAGUGAGAUUCUGGAUAAAUGGUUUGAGAUAUCAAUGACAAUGCGAGUCCUAGAUUUAAUUGAUGAAUGUCAUGGCUUUGAUAACUAUAUUCUAAAAACACAUGAGCGUGAUUUAAACUCUCUACUAGCCAUGAAAAUUCGGAGAAAAAUGUUGCUUGCUCUUGCCAAUGAAACCUGUUAUCCAAAUGACAAAGAGAAACAGGAAAGGAUAUUACACAAAUACCAUGAGUUCAUUAUACCAGCAGAGGAGGCAGAAUGGGUGGGGCUUACCGUGUCAGAGGCGUUAAUAAAAGCCAAGGAAGCAAAGAAGGCGGAGCCAGAAAAUCAACCCAAACCACUCAAAGACCUGUAUGAAGAAAACCUAGUCCUAAAACUUCAUUUGAUAAAAGAAAACAGAUGGGAACAGAUUAUGGAGGAAAUAGAAAAACCGAAAGAGGAAACAAAGGAAGCUCUGUCUAUGAUUGCCAAACUGAACCCCUUCUCCCAGUAUAACAGAGCUAAAAGGAAGUCAUGACAGGCGGAAAUAAAUACGGUUAAACAUUCUCCUCAUAGAUUUAUAACAUGUACUGCCUUGGGAGCAUUUUAAAAAAAUAGACAUUUUCUACAGACAUAAUUUACAAUGGAGUGCAGGGAUUCUGUGAAGUGAUUUUUUCAAGUGUGCACUCUAAAACAGAAUUAGUGGCAAUAUGAUCAAGUGCGGGACUUAUAAUGUAUAAAUAUAUAAAUUUUUGGUUUAUAUAUUAAAGUUUUUUUUUAACAUGUAGAGGUACUCAUUUCAUUAUAAAGCUAUGUGAUUAUUAAUUGAAAA
Messenger RNA from Saccostrea cuccullata (small rock oyster), 1278 nucleotides. Its product is annotated as large ribosomal subunit protein bL28m-like. The record is from RefSeq and is a predicted model, not a curated record. The transcript has 7 exons. Bases 67 to 984 code for a protein of 305 amino acids. Lineage: Eukaryota; Metazoa; Mollusca; Bivalvia; Ostreida; Ostreidae. Gene Ontology annotation, molecular function: structural constituent of ribosome. Gene Ontology annotation, cellular component: mitochondrial large ribosomal subunit.